This is a messenger RNA of Apodemus sylvaticus (European woodmouse), 1603 nucleotides long. RefSeq names its product family with sequence similarity 136 member A (gene Timcc). The transcript has 3 exons. Bases 71 to 487 code for a protein of 138 amino acids. Lineage: Eukaryota; Metazoa; Chordata; Mammalia; Rodentia; Muridae. The record is from RefSeq and is a predicted model, not a curated record. Gene Ontology annotation, cellular component: cytoplasm.
CUGCACGGGCGCAGGGGGCGGGGCGCAGCGGGUGCACGCGGGCGCCGGCGCGCCGCUGCUCAGGGUCGCCAUGGCGGAGGUGCAGCAACUCCGAGUGCAGGAGGCUGUGGACGCCAUGGUGAAAAGUGUGGAGAGAGAGAACAUCCGGAAGAUGCAGGGCCUCAUGUUCCGGUGCAGCGCCAACUGCUGUGAAGACACCCAAGCAUCUAUGCAGCAGGUGCACCAAUGCAUCGAGCGCUGCCAUGCGCCUCUGGCUCAAGCCCAGGCUCUGGUCACCAGCGAGCUGGAAAGGUUCCAGGACCGCCUGGCCCGGUGCACUAUGCAUUGCAAUGACAAGGCCAAAGACUCAAUGGAUGCAGGAACUAAGGAGCUGCAGGUGAAGCGGCAGCUCGACAGCUGUGUGGCCAAGUGUGUGGAUGACCACAUGCACCUCAUCCCAACAAUGACCAAGAAGAUGAAGGAGUCUCUGUCAUCCAUCGGGAAAUAAAAUUGUUUGCCAAUGACCAUUGGGACUGAGGGCAGGCUAUUUAAAAGGAAGAAUGGAAGUUUAAUAUGUUAAGCAAUGUUUACGAAUGAGGAAAACAGACACAGCAAGCUCCAGGCAAAUGCUGCUCACUGCUGAACACUGGGUUCUUUACAUCUGGAUCUUAGAAGGUGAAGUGGAAAGAAGCUGGUGCUAAGAUUUGGAUCGCAGAUAGCUCAGAGGAGAAGUCUAGACCCUAAAUAUUCAUGUGCAAGUGUUUGUUCUGUAGUAGAGAUCAACCUUGUACCAAGUGCUGAGAUUCUUACUACAAACACCAAGGCUGGCGGCUCUCUUCAACCUGCUGGUAAAAUCUGAGGAGAGGUGUGUCUCUUCAGAGAACCUUGACAAAUCCUGUUUACCUGAAGUCUCACCACACCACCUUCCUUAUGCUGAGAGACAAAACCCAGUAGGCUAGUAAUUAGAGGAAAGGACUUCCUUUUCAAAUCUAGACUUUGCUUAGUUUUGUCUUAUGUGCAGAGCACACUGGAUUUAAGAUACAGGAGGGGAGUGGUUUGAAUGACUUCCAAAGGUUCCUAAUAUUAUCUACCAUCAAGAUGGGAAUGUCCAUUUCUUCAAAUUCUGUUUUUCUAGAAGCCCCUGAAGAAGCCAGAGAGUGUCCAUGGGAAAUAGCUUUCUUCAGUGACUUGCACAGCAAAGAAGAGCAAAGGGGGUUGGUUGUCACUUAGGCCAGUCUCUGAGAAUAAACAGUAAAUAAGAAUUGUUGAGAAGUGUUCGACUUGGGUUCACAAAAUAAAAGUUCGAACUCAGUGUUAAUCAGCUCUGAAUUUACAGAAUCUUAUAGCAACAAGGAGGCCUAAAAGUAAACAACUUAGGCCAAGGAAAGCUAGGACCACUAUAGAGCAAGAGGCACACACCUUCUUACCAAAUGCCAUUUUUGCCUGGAUUUUUUUUUUCAGUGCAGUGUUACUGGCCCAACAUAGCACCUUAUCUUUUGGAUAAGUACUAUGUAGUAUUUAUACCAAUUACUUGAAACAGUGAUACAUCUGUCUAUUUGCUGUGUCAAGCCUGCAAUAUAUUUUCCAAGUGGUUUGGUUUUUAAAUAAAGUUUCAUUGUCUCCA